GACAACCGACCAAUCGCGGCGCUCCACGACGGGGAAGUCAGGAUUCUAUAUAAGGGUUGAAGCGGGCGCUUAGAAUAGAUUGGGCUCUUUGAAGGACAUCGUGUUGAGGUAGUAGGGCGGUAACAAGUAGCUGGUACAACCAUCACUAAGGGCACAGUCGUGACUCACAAUGAGAGGGUAUUUGCUUCUGCUGCUAAUCAGCAGUGUCUUUGCUGAUGAGGAUGAUAAGAAAGAGAGUGUUGGUACUGUGGUUGGGAUUGACCUCGGUACUACUUACUCUUGUGUUGGUGUCUUCAAAAAUGGGCGUGUAGAAAUCAUUGCCAAUGAUCAGGGAAACCGAAUCACCCCAUCCUAUGUGGCCUUCACACUUGAUGGUGAACGUCUGAUAGGUGAUGCUGCAAAAAACCAGCUGACCUCUAAUCCGGAGAACACUGUCUUUGAUGCCAAGCGUCUUAUUGGACGAACCUGGAAUGACCCAGCAGUACAGCAAGAUGUCAAAUACCUACCCUUUAAGGUGAUUGAAAAGAAGAACAAGCCUCAUGUCCAACUUGACAUUUCUGGUGAAGUCAAGACAUUUGCUCCAGAGGAGAUAUCUGCCAUGGUGUUGACUAAGAUGAAAGAAACUGCUGAGGCAUACCUUGGCAAGAAGGUUACACAUGCUGUGGUAACAGUACCCGCUUACUUCAAUGAUGCUCAACGUCAGGCUACAAAGGAUGCUGGUACUAUUGCUGGUUUGAAUGUCAUGAGGAUCAUCAAUGAGCCAACUGCUGCUGCAAUUGCCUAUGGGCUAGACAAGCGAGAGGGUGAGAAGAACAUUCUGGUGUUUGACCUUGGUGGUGGUACUUUUGAUGUGUCACUACUUACUAUUGACAAUGGUGUUUUUGAAGUAGUUGCUACAAAUGGUGACACUCAUCUAGGUGGUGAAGAUUUUGACCAGCGUGUGAUGGAACACUUUGUCAAGUUGUACAAGAAGAAAACUGGGAAAGAUGUUCGAAAGGAUAACAGAGCUGUACAGAAACUUCGCCGUGAAGUUGAAAAAGCCAAACGUGGUUUGUCUUCCCAACACCAAGCUAGAAUUGAAAUUGAAUCUUUCUUUGAGGGUGAGGAUUUCUCGGAAACUUUAACACGUGCGAAAUUUGAAGAACUGAAUAUGGACCUCUUCCGAUCAACCAUGAAGCCUGUACAGAAAGUGAUGGAAGAUGCUGAUCUGAAGAAAACUGAAAUUGAUGAAAUUGUACUUGUGGGUGGCUCCACUCGCAUUCCUAAAAUUCAGCAACUGGUGAAGGAGUUCUUCAAUGGGAAGGAACCAUCUCGUGGAAUCAACCCUGAUGAGGCUGUGGCCUAUGGUGCAGCAGUGCAGGCUGGUGUCCUCUCAGGAGAGGAAGAUACUGGUGAUCUUGUUCUUCUGGAUGUUUGCCCCUUGACUCUUGGAAUUGAAACCGUUGGGGGUGUCAUGACCAAGUUAAUCCCACGUAAUACUGUGGUCCCAACUAAAAAGUCUCAGAUUUUCUCAACUGCUUCUGACAACCAACCUACUGUAACAAUCAAGGUCUAUGAAGGUGAGCGUCCAUUGACUAAAGAUAAUCACCUGCUUGGAACCUUUGAUCUAACUGGUAUUCCUCCAGCACCUCGUGGUGUUCCUCAGAUUGAAGUCACAUUUGAAAUAGAUGUAAAUGGCAUCCUACGUGUUACAGCUGAAGACAAAGGCACUGGAAAUAAAAACAAGAUCACUAUUACAAAUGACCAGAAUCGUCUGACCCCAGAAGAAAUUGAGAGAAUGGUGAAUGAUGCAGAGAAAUUUGCUGAAGAGGAUCAAAAACUCAAAGAACGUAUUGAUGCCAGAAAUGACCUGGAGAGCUAUUCCUAUUCUCUGAAGAACCAGAUUGGUGAUAAGGAAAAACUUGGUGGAAAGCUGUCGACAGAGGACAAAGAAGUUAUUGAGAAAGCUGUGGAGGAAAAGAUAGAGUGGCUUGAGAGUCACCAAGAUUCUGACAUUGAAGAAUUCAAAGCUAAGAAGAAGGAACUUGAGGAAAUUGUUCAGCCAAUUAUAAGUAAGCUGUAUGGAAGUGCAGGUGGACCUCCUCCAGAAGAGGAAGAGGAGACUGAAAAGGAUGAGUUGUAAUCCAGGGACUCUUUAAUUUUGUAAAUAUUGGACUGGACUGUUUGAGAAAGAUCUAUCUGAAUGAUAAGGACUUAAUUCUUGAAUGUAUGUGCACAAUUUUCACUUGAGUGGACUGAAAUUCUCGAGGCUCAAUACUUUCCAAUGCAGUUUCAGCAUGUUAGCCAGAAGGAGAGCUUGGUUGGAAAUUUGAGUUGUCAAGGCUGAGUACAAUGUUCUCCAGUACCCACUUUUCUAUUUAUUUGGAAUCCCUUUGUUUGGUCUGUCUAAGUGUAGAUGUUUUCUACUGUAUUGACCAAUAAAUGUUAUGUUUGAUACAAACAUUACCUUGUCUGCAGGGUGUAGAUGUUUUGGAAGGAAAAUGCUGAGUGUCAAAUGUAUCUUGUUCAGGGUCUUUAAUUCAUGUUACACUCACCCAUUUGAAGUACCUUUUUUGAUUUUUAGAGCAUAUUUAGGAAUGAUAUCCCAGCUGCACAAGAUUUGAAUGACAACAGUCUGCUUGAAUGCAACAAGUUAUAAGGAUUGCAUACCAUAUCAUCAUUUGACCAAAUCAAUGGCAAAAACUGCUGAUUUUAAACACCAGGAAAGUAAGGAAGGGCCUAUUUGCAGUGGAAGGCUAAACUGUCAAGUUUUGCUCAAGUGUCUAGGCAUUGAGUGCAUAAAGUACAAUGAACUAAGCCUGCAGUAAGACUUGCAUACAAACUUGGGUAAACCUACUUGAAUAGCCCAGUUGCUCUGCUCAACCUAAAGUUUGAGUUUCCCAUAUCUGAGUAUACAUGAGUUGAAUAACACAUUUAAGUUGUAUUUCUGUCCUUGGUGAAAAGAAACUAAAUGCUGAUUGCUAGAUUGACACCUGGUCUAAAGUGUUAGGCCAGGUGUCAAAGUUUUGGCAAACUAGAGAAGUGAUAGUUCCUUCCACUAGAUGAAUUCUGUAGGCUUAAAUUGUGGACAGAUUCACACCAGAAAUUUGGUUUAUUAACCCAGACCAACAUAUUUUUGUUCUACUGACAAACUGUCAUGGUAGCUUGUAGAUUUCUGGACAGCUACAAUUCAGUGUUUGAUAAGUAACUAACUGCUUCCAACAAGAUACUGCAACUAGUUGAAAGUAGAUGAUUUUGUGUGUGUGUGUGUGUGUGGGGUGACAGGAGGUGCUUUUUUUUUUGCUUUGGCCCAUUGGUUCCACACUAAUGUUUUAAAUGGUCACACUAGAGUCUUGAGGCUUAACUUUAAUUCCAGGAUAAAUUUCACUUCACUCUUUUCCUGAGGGAAAGAAAUACGUCUAUUUUUUUACAGAUGAAAGAACAAACUUCUCACUCUUGGUAUUGAAGCUGACUAAUGCCAAAUCUAUCUGCUGUUGCUAACUCCCUGGAAUGAUAUUUGUUCCAGUAUAAACAAAGUUUACUGUGAACAUUAAAGGCACAUGAACAAAACUAGGAUGUACAAUUUCAAGAACUUUUAUAUUCCAGGUUUAAUUUCAACUUUUUUACAAAAAAGAUGUACAAUUCUGUAAGGUACAAACAUUACAACUUCAAUAAAAUUUCUGUAUGACUCCU
Messenger RNA from Stegostoma tigrinum, 3672 nucleotides. It is a transcript of the gene hspa5, whose product is annotated as heat shock protein 5. Bases 170 to 2122 code for a protein of 650 amino acids. Gene Ontology annotation, cellular component: nucleus; membrane; endoplasmic reticulum lumen. Lineage: Eukaryota; Metazoa; Chordata; Chondrichthyes; Orectolobiformes; Stegostomatidae. Gene Ontology annotation, molecular function: misfolded protein binding; ATP-dependent protein folding chaperone; ATP binding. The transcript is spliced from 10 exons. The record is from RefSeq and is a predicted model, not a curated record. Gene Ontology annotation, biological process: endoplasmic reticulum unfolded protein response; cellular response to unfolded protein; protein refolding.